AUGGCAUCACCAAGAUAUACACGCUUAGCAUCUCAUGGUGAGCCCAAUGAACCCAUCAUCCGUGCCUCCUCGCAACGUGGGCACCCCCAACUCGGCACCGACGACGGCCGCACCGCCGGCUUGGCGACACGUUUGGAUGUGGUGGACGUUGUUGCGCAGGUGCGCUGCCAGCAGGAGGCACAGGACAAGUUCGCGAGGCAGCUGGACGAGCUGUGGGGUGAAGAGCCGCUCUACACACCCACGGUAGAGGACCAGGCGAGCUGGUUCCAGCAGCUCUACUACGGCUGGAUUGGGAACUUCAUCUACAAGGCUGCGGCGGGAAGCAUCACCGAGGCGGACCUGCCGCCGCCGUCGCUGAGCACGCGAACAUACCACACGGGGCGCACGCUGUCAAGGCAGGUGCAUGCAGACAUCGAGGCAAGCCGGCGCUGGGACGGGUAUGUUGGGUGUGAGGUGGCGUACAAGGCGGAGCCGGAAACCAGCGGCGUGCUGCGUUGGGUCGGGUACCUACAGCAGUCGGACUACCCGCGGUCACUGGUGGCUGGAGUGGAGUGGCGUGUGCCGCCGCGGCACCGGCGGCAGGCCGCGACGGGCAGCGCAGCGGCGCUGCACAACGGCGUCGUGCAUGGUGAGCGUCUGUUUCAACCGCAUCGUGAUAACCAGCGAUGUUCGUGUGAGCCGGUGGAGCGGGUGUACCUGAGCUCGACGCGCAGCCAGACGCCUCCCGGGCCGCCACCGUCGCUGGAUUUUCUUUUGACACUCUGCAGAGCGCACUGGUACCACGUGUGGGCGCAGAUCCUACCGAAGCUGCUGUCAGAUGUUAGCGCGGUGCUGCUGCCAGUGCUGCUGGAAUACUUCGUGAAGUAUCUGGAUGCGGACGACACGACGUGGGGCUGGGGUGUGGGGCUCGCUCUGGCGAUCUUCCUUACCAGCCUGACCCAGAGCUGCACGGCGCACAAGUACGACCACAUCAGCAUUCGCAGCGCGGCGCUGUUUGAGACGUCGUCGAUGGCGCUGCUGUUUGAGAAGUGCCUCACGAUCUCGCAGCGCUCACUGCAGCGGCCGGACCUGUCGGUGGGGCGCGUCAUGAACAUGGUAGGAAACGACGUGGACAACAUUGGGAGUCUCAACUGGUACGUGAUGUAUUUUUGGAGUGCACCGCUGCAGCUGACGCUGUGCACGCUGUUGCUCUUAAGGCUCGUCGGGUGGUGCGCGCUGCCCGGCUUGGCUGUCCUCUUUGUGUCCCUCCCGCUACAAGGCGCCAUUUCCAAGCACCUUCAGGAUGUGUCCGAACGAAUGGCGAGCGUGGUGGACCUGCGCAUCAAGCGCACGAAUGAGCUGCUCUCUGGUAUCCGAAUCGUAAAAUUUAUGGGCUGGGAGCCUUUCUUCCUGGCUCAGAUCGAAGACGCCCGCCAUCGAGAGCUGCGGUGGCUGCGCGAUGUCCACCUGGCCAAUGUAGUCUUUAUGUUUGUGAACGGCGCGACGCCGACGGUGGUGAUUGCGGUAGUCUUCCUCUUGUACCAUGCGAGUGGGCAGGCGCUAAAGCCGGAGGUUGUCUUUCCGACGAUUGCCCUGCUCAACACGAUGCGGGUGUCGUUCUUCAUGAUUCCCAUUAUCCUCUCUGCUAUUCUGCAGUGCAUGGUGUCGACAAUGCGGGUGGCCACAUUCAUGGAGUGCCUGGACAGCCGCUCUCAAGUGCAGGACAUCACUGAAAGGUGUACUUCCGGUGCUGCAGCGAUCUUCAAAGAGACGUCAAUCCAUGCAUACCUGCCGGCGGAACUGCCACGGUGCAAGCCGCGCUUGACGACGGCAAUACAGCGCAUGAUGCUGUGGAUCCGUCGGCGCGGUGUGCCGGAGGCGGAGUGGUACGAGCUGGGCGACCCGGAUUCAAGCGGUUCCUCGCCGACAAUGCUCAGGCCAAUGCUAGACAUGGGCAGCGCGCAGGCUGACAAUGCUGGUGGCGCUGACACUGGCGAGGAGGGGGAUACGGAAAAGGGGGGCACAACGUACUACCAGCUUGUGCCGAAGGUGCUGCUGCGCGACGUGAACGUUGUCUUCCCUAAAGGCAAGCUGACGAUGGUGAUUGGCGCGACGGGGAGCGGGAAGUCGACGCUGCUGGGUGCGCUGAUGAGCGAGUACGAGGUGCAGAGCGGCGAGGUGUGGGCAGAGCGGAGCAUCGCGUAUGUGCCGCAGCAGGCGUGGAUCAUGAACGCGACGGUGCGCGGCAACAUCCUGUUCUUCGAUGAGGAGCGCCCAGCGGACCUUCAGGACGUGAUCCGGUGCUGCCAGCUGGAGGCGGACCUGCGUUCGCUGGCGAGCGGGUUGGAGACGGAGAUCGGCGAGAAGGGCGUGAACCUGAGCGGCGGGCAGAAGGCGCGUGUAAGCCUUGCGCGCGCGGUAUACGCCAACCGCGACGUGUACCUGCUGGACGACCCACUGUCUGCGCUGGACGCGCACGUCGGCCACCACAUUGUGCAUGAAGUCCUCCUUGGCCGGCUGCGCGGGAAGACGCGCGUGCUCGCCACGCACCAAAUCCACCUGCUGUCGCUCGCGGAUCAUAUUGUGGCGCUUCAGCGCGGCCGCAUCGUGUUUGCUGGCGACUACGCUGCCUUUGCGGAGACGUCUCUGGAGGAAACGCUGCGUGGUGAACUGAAGAACGACGUGGACGCGAGUUCUCGUGACAGUGAUGUAAAUGCAGAGGUGACAGGAGUUGAAAGGGCUCCUGCUCUGACGGAUGCUAAUACGCCCGAAGCUGAGCAGAGGGAAAACUUUGGAGAAGAGGAUCUCUCUAGGCUGGGUGCCGCUGCCGGGAAGCUGAUGACGAGGGAGGAGAAGGCAACCGGCAGUGUGCCAUGGUCAACCUACGUCGCGUAUCUGAGCUUGUGUGGUGGCCUGCCUGCUUGGGGAUGCCUGCUAGUCGCCUUUGUGGUGACGGAGUGUGUGAAUGCGGCUAACGGCGUGUGGUUGUCGAUGUGGUCGACAGACUCGCUGAAGAAGAGCGCGGACAUAUACCUCUAUGUCUAUCUCCUCGUUGUGUUCCUUGGCAUCUUCAGCUCUCCGCUGCGGUGUUUUUUAUGUUAUCACCUCAUGCGAAUGGGCAGCCGCAACAUGCAUCGCGACCUCCUCGAGUCCGUCGGAAUCGCGCGGAUCUCCUUCUUCGACACAACGCCCCGGGGACGCGUGCUGAACCGCUUCACCAAGGACAUGGGUAUUCUUGACAACACGCUGAACGACAGCUACCUUUACCUACUGCAGUACUUCUUCUCCAUGUGCUCCACUAUCAUUAUUAUGUCGGCCGCGCAGCCCUUCGUGCUUGUCGUGAUUAUUCCGUGCGCGUUCAUUUACUACAAGCUGAUGCAGGUGUACAACGCGUCCAACCGCGAGACUCGCCGUAUCAAGAGCAUCGCGCACUCGCCCGUGUUCACGCUGCUGGAGGAGUCGCUGCAGGGGCAGUGUACCAUCGCAGCGUACGGCAAGACGCACCUAGUGCUCCAGGAGGCACUGAAGCGGCUGGACGUAGUUUACAGCGCGCUGUAUAUGCAGAACGUCUCCAACCGCUGGCUCGGCGUUCGCCUCGAGUUUGCGAGUUGCAUUAUUAUCUUCUUAGUGGCCCUCAUUGGUGUGACCGGGAAGAUGAAGUGGGCAGCGACUCAAAAGACAGGUAUGGUCUCGCUGUCUCUGACAAUGGCGAUGACGCUAACGGAGACGCUGAACUGGCUUGUGCGGCAGGUUGCCACGGUGGAGGCAAACAUGAACAGCGUGGAGCGUGUCCUGCACUACACUCGAGAGGUGGAGCACGAGGAGAUGCCGGAGAUGAGGGAUCUGGUGGCGAAGCUGGAAAGGAAAAGGGAAGGUACAGCAGCGGACGUGACGGGGACUGUUGUUAUCGAGCCUGCGAGCCCGACGAGCACCGCGCCACACCCUGUGCAGGCCGGGUCGCUGGUGUUCGAGGAUGUGCGGAUGCGGUACCGCGAGGGGCUGCCGCUCGUGCUGCGCGGCGUGAGCUUCCAGAUCGCGCCGCGCGAGAAGGUCGGCGUUGUUGGGCGGACGGGGAGCGGGAAGUCGACGCUGCUGCUGACGUUCAUGCGGAUGGUGGAGGUGUGCGGCGGGGCGAUCCGCGUGAACGGGCGCGACAUCGGCGCGUACGGGCUGCGCGAGCUGCGGCGGCAGUUCUCGAUGAUCCCGCAGGACCCCGUGCUGUUCGACGGGUCUGUGCGGCUGAACGUGGACCCGUUCCUGGAGGCGUCGCCUGCGGAGGUGUGGGCCGCGCUGGAGCUUGUGGGGCUUCGCGAGCGCGUUGCGUCGGAGAGCGAGGGGAUCGACAGCCGCGUGCUGGAGGGCGGGUCGAACUACAGCGUGGGGCAGCGGCAGCUGAUGUGCAUGGCGCGCGCGCUGCUGAAGAGGGGGAGCGGCUUCAUUCUGAUGGACGAGGCGACGGCGAGCAUCGACCCGGCGCUUGACCGGCAGAUCCAGGCAACUGUGAUGAGCGCGUUCUCGGCGUACACUGUGAUCACGAUCGCGCACCGGCUGCACACUGUCGCGCAGUGCGACAAGAUCAUCGUGAUGGACCACGGUGUUGUUGCGGAGAUGGGCAGCCCGCGCGAGCUGGCGGAGCGGCCGGACUCCAUCUUUAGCGGGAUGGUGGAGGCUCUGGGCAACCGUGGUGCGAAAGAAUUCCACCACCUUCUCCUGUGA
Leishmania braziliensis MHOM/BR/75/M2904 is the source of this 4695-nucleotide messenger RNA. RefSeq names its product ABC-thiol transporter (gene MRPA). The transcript has a single exon. Bases 1 to 4695 code for a protein of 1564 amino acids. The record is from RefSeq and is a predicted model, not a curated record. Gene Ontology annotation, biological process: transmembrane transport. Gene Ontology annotation, molecular function: ATP binding; ATP hydrolysis activity; ABC-type transporter activity. Lineage: Eukaryota; Euglenozoa; Kinetoplastea; Trypanosomatida; Trypanosomatidae. Gene Ontology annotation, cellular component: membrane.